Molecule: messenger RNA, 2160 nt
Organism: Tripterygium wilfordii
Lineage: Eukaryota; Viridiplantae; Streptophyta; Magnoliopsida; Celastrales; Celastraceae
Product: poly [ADP-ribose] polymerase 2-A-like
Exons: 18
Coding region: 116-1948 (610 amino acids)
Molecular function (GO): NAD+ poly-ADP-ribosyltransferase activity
Source: RefSeq, a predicted model, not a curated record
AGCCAUUGACGAACUCAAACAUGUUCGCCCACUUAAAUCCACCGUCUCCUCCAUUACGAGUCCAGAACACACUCUCGCUCGAGCUUUCUCACUGUUAUCCUUCACUAGUACUGAAAUGACUAACAAGCUCAGAGUUGAAGAACUUCGAUGCCAACUCUCUAAACGUGGUCUUUCUGCCGCUGGAACCAAGCCCAUUUUGGUUCAAAGACUUGAAUCGGCUCUCCAAGAGGAAAGCAAGCCAUUGAAGGAUGAAAAUGAUGAUUCCACUGGUAAGAAGAAGCAGGGAGACUCCAAAAUGGACGAUCCAAAUAGGCGUCAGAAAAUCAAGGCCGUAGAGGAUCUACGCGAUUCAGCUGCUCCUCUAGGCUUUUCGUCGAGCAGGCUAUGGGCGGUUCCAGAGAAAGGGUUGAAGGAUGAAUUUGAAGAUAAAGAAGAAACUGAAGAAAAUGACACAAGCGAGAAUACGCUAGUUUCUAAUGAAGAUAAGGGCACAGCAGCAUUAGAUCAGUAUUUGCCUGCUCACAUAAAGGCAGAGUAUCAUGUUUUAAAGCAUCGGGGUGAUAUUUACGAUGCCACGCUGAACCAGACAAAUAUAGGGGACAAUAGUAACAAGUUCUAUGCAAUUCAAGCACUUGAAUCUAAUGAUGGCACCAAAUUCAUGAUAUACAAUAGGUGGGGUAGGGUGGGAAUAAAAGGUCAAGACAAAUUCCAAGGAUCCUACAUAUCUAGGGAUGAUGCUAUUAGGGAAUUCAAAUCAAAGUUCUUUGCAAAGACAAGGAACCAAUGGUCCAAACGAAAGGAGUUCGUUGGUCAUCCAAAGUGCUAUACUUGGCUGGAAAUGGACUAUGACGUGGAUAAAGGGUUGGAACAUCAGAAAGAGCCCAACAGCAUAAUGGAAAUUCAGCUUCAGUCAACAAAACUUGAUCCACGAAUUGCGGAUUUUAUCUCUCUUAUUUCCAAUAUUGGCAUGAUGGAGCAACAAAUUAUGGGAUUAGGGUACAAUGCCAAGAGGUUGCCACUUGGUAAGCUGAGCAAAUCUACAAUUAUGAAGGGGUAUGAUGUCCUGAGGAGGAUUGCUGAUUUCAUUGAUCAACCUGAUAAGGGAAAACUUGAGCAAUUAAGUGGGGAAUUUUACACAAUAAUUCCUCACGAUUUUGGUUUUAGAAAAAUGAGUGAAUUCAUUAUUGACAACUCUUACACAUUAAAAUCCAAGCUGGAAAUGUUAGAGGCCCUGGGUCAAAUUGAAGUGGCUGCAUCCUCGUUCAAGGAUAGUAUCUACAAGCAGGAAGAUACGUUGUACUCUCAUUAUCAGAGCCUCCGCUGUGAACUGAUACCACUUGAAGUUGGUUCUGAGGAAUUCCUCAUGAUUGAAAGAUACAUCCAUAACACUGGAAGAGAUUUACGUUAUAACAUUGAGAUUGUUCAAAUGUUUAGAGUUUCUAGGGAAGGUGAAAAUGAGAAAUUCAAAAAGUUCAAUAAUACAAAUAACAGAAUGCUGUUGUGGCAUGGGUCUCGACUGACAAAUUGGACUGGGAUUUUAUCAAAAGGCUUACUUAUUGCUCCUCCAGGAGCACCAGUUUCUAGCCAUAGGUUUGGGAAAGGAGUUUACUUUGCUGAUAUGUUCUCCAAAAGUUGUCGUUACGCUUUUAACUUAUCCCCUGAAUCUGUGUUGGUUUUAUCCGAGGUUGCACUAGGUGACAUGAAUGAGCUUCUAACCUACGACUGCUACGCAGACAAGUUGCCAAAGGGAAAGCUCAGCACGAAAGGAGUUGGUAGAAUUGAACCCGACCCAUCUGAAACUCUGAUUCUCGAAGAUGGAGUUGUUGUUCCACUAGGAAAAGCAGUUGAGACAACAGAACCAAAGGGUGGUUGCUGGCGAAAUGAAUACAUAGUCUACAACGUUGAUCAGAUCCGUAUGCGUUAUCUUGUCCGUAUCAAGCGCAGCUAAUAAGUAUGUGAAUCUUCCAAUCUCUUAAGAGCCCCCUUUCUCGAUAAAAAUAAAAUAAAAAAGGCGAAAAGAAUACAUGCUACUAUAGAGAAGAACAUACUGAUAAAUAGAAACUUUAUUAGUUGAUUAGUUUCAUCAAUUCUGAUUCAAUACAAGAACAAUAUGUAAUCUAAGGAAGAUAAAAUUAAGUUAAAGCAGAGCAGUCCCAUGUA